AUGAUUGAUGAAAGACACCAGUCUACAAGCUCAGGACAACAAAUCCCUAGCUGGACAAAGAAGAAAUCACAUCAGGACAAAUCUUGCUGUUGUUCAGUUACUAAGUCAUGUCUGACUCUUUGCAACCCAUGGACUGCAGCAUGCCAGGCUCCUCUGUCCUCUACUAUCUCCCAGAGUUUGCUCAAAUUCAUGUUCAUUGAGCUGUUAAUGCUAUCUAACCAUCUCAUCCUCUGCCGCCUGCACACGAGAGCCGGCACACGAGAUCCCACCCAUGACAAGGUCAUGAGGAAAAGACCUGACGGGCAAGGCGGAUCAGGUUUUCAGGGAUUCCGAAAAGUUGCCCCAGCGCUCACCUUAAAGAUGAUAUCUGUCUUUCUGAUGCUUGCUUCGAUAGACUACUCCCUAAUUUCUGUGACACAGGCAGAAGGCCUUCCCCAUCUCUUUCCAAAUAAGAAUCAAUUUAGAACUUUAAUCAAAGUUCUAAAUUGA
Molecule: messenger RNA, 489 nt
Organism: Rangifer tarandus platyrhynchus (Svalbard reindeer)
Lineage: Eukaryota; Metazoa; Chordata; Mammalia; Artiodactyla; Cervidae
Source: the annotation of a GenBank genome assembly